Lasiodiplodia theobromae is the source of this 1605-nucleotide messenger RNA. RefSeq names its product C6 zinc finger domain-containing protein. The coding region runs from base 1 to 1605 and encodes 534 amino acids. Gene Ontology annotation, cellular component: nucleus. Gene Ontology annotation, biological process: DNA-templated transcription; regulation of transcription by RNA polymerase II. The transcript has a single exon. The record is from RefSeq and is a predicted model, not a curated record. Gene Ontology annotation, molecular function: zinc ion binding; RNA polymerase II cis-regulatory region sequence-specific DNA binding; DNA-binding transcription activator activity, RNA polymerase II-specific. NCBI's taxonomy places the organism in Eukaryota, Fungi, Ascomycota, Dothideomycetes, Botryosphaeriales, Botryosphaeriaceae.
AUGAUUCGCAUCAAACGCUUAACCAGCCAGCAGCUUCUACUCGCCCAGGACCAGGAGGAGCUGCCUCCCGGAGGCCUUCACUCAGAGGUUCCCCCUAGACACCUUGCAGACCUCUGCGUCUCCAAUUACUUCCAGAGCAUCGAAAGGCUCUAUCCUCUUUUCGACGGCCCCAAGUUCUGGGUUGAGUAUGAGAGCUUCUGGAAAGCACCCACUCAGGCAAGGCUCGUUUUCGUCAUAAUCCUGCUUUUGGUUAUCUGCGCAGGUAAUGGUACUAUGCCGAACGACGAGAGACCCAUAGCCCGCCCCAGGAUUGUUAGAUGGUGGCGUCUGGGCUUGACCUGGCAAAGUGCAGCAACCGAGACCAAUGAACGCUUGACAAGCACCAUGCAAGCUAGUUUUCUCGUUGUUCUCCUCCGCCAGAUAUACUCUCUUAGCGAAACCGCCGAAUGGGUGUCAUCUGGCUCGCUCGUCAAGAACGCUCUGGCUAUGGGUCUCCAUCGAGAUCCAACUAAGCUUUACGGCAUCCCACCUGAUGAGCACGAACUCCGUCGACGACUGUUUUAUACUGUACUCGAGUUGGAUUUGCAGUUUUGCCUCAACGCUGGCAUGCAACCUACCCUAAGAAUCGGUGAUUGGGAUACUGCUUUACCCGAAGUCGUUAGGGAGACACGGACCUGUUGCCCGGCGAGCUCAGGACAGCCUCAUCCAUCCGAUGCUGUCUCUAUCCAAGAUCGCAUGCUAAGCUCAUUCAAUACCCGCAUGGAGAUUGCAUGCUCAGUCAAUGCAAUCAUCCCCGAAGACAACUACGAUAAAGUCCUGGAACUCAGCAACCAACUCUCCAAGUCCUUCAACGGCCUUGAGAAGGAACCACGCGAUUGCCAGACCGAAGCACUCAAGUUCAUUCACAACCGCUACCUCCUCACGCUCCAUAUCCCUUUCGCCAUUCGUGAUGACCCCAAGUUUUCCUACUCCCAAAAUGUUUCCCUCACUUCGGCACUCUCGAUACUCGAGCAAAUCACGUCGGCCUCAGUCACACUGGAGCAACCGCGAACUGCCAGCACCGGCAAUUCUCCCAACGGCAGUCCUUCCCACAGCCAUAACAAUAACCACGCCGAAAAAAUCUGCAUCAACGCCAUGCACGCAUCCGGCAUGUUCUUCAAAAACGCCGGCCUAUACGCCGCCCUCUACCUCUGCCACGAGCUCAUCCGCGACGAAAGCGACGACAUCCUCUUCCCACUCUGCACCCCUCCUUACCUCAUGCCGCUACCGCACCCGCAACCGCACCCGCGCCCGUCGUCACUUUCAUCCGCCCCCUUCAGCCGCACGCCCAACCUCGUCUGCGCCCUGCCCGGCGUCGAGCAACGCGUCGUGGCGCUGAUCGAGCGCUUCAUCAAGAUCGCCGAGGAGCGCCUGCGCACGACGCAGUUUGCCGGCAAGGCGUUUCUCAUUCCCCGCAUGGUGCUGGCGUAUCACCGCAUCAGCGCGGAUCCCGAGGUGCGCACCAAGGAGGAGAAGGAGAGGAGGCUGUUGGAGGCGGGCAAGGUGAUUGCCGAGAUUUGCUUCAGCAUCUUUUGCAGUAAUCCGGAGGUUGCGAGAGUGCUGUAA